CACAUUUAUUCACACUCGUAGCCACAACGCUAACAUACAUCUCUCUCUCUCUGAAUCUGAUAUAAGACGACCAGUACAGAGCGCUCUCCGUGAGCAAAAAACACACACAAGCACACACAGAGAGAAAGGGGAAAAACCUAAAGGAGAAGAUGUCUUGGCAAACUUACGUGGACGAGCACCUGAUGUGCGAGAUCGAAGGCAACCAUCUUUCCUCCGCCGCCAUCAUCGGCCACGACGGCAGCCUCUGGGCCCAGAGCGCUUCCUUCCCUCAGUUCAAGCCUGAAGAAAUUACUGCCAUUAUGAAUGACUUUGCUGAACCCGGUUCACUUGCUCCAACUGGCUUGUUCCUUGGUGGCACAAAAUACAUGGUGAUACAAGGCGAGUCGGGAGCGGUCAUUCGAGGGAAGAAGGGACCUGGUGGUGUUACAGUUAAAAAGACCACUCUGGCCUUGAUCAUUGGAGUCUAUGAUGAGCCAAUGACACCCGGCCAGUGCAACAUGAUUGUUGAAAGGCUUGGUGAUUAUCUCCUAGAUCAGGGUUUUUAAUUGCUUUGCUAUAUCAAUACAAGAAUUUUAAAGUUGUGAAGAACCUGUGAAACAAAUGGUGUCUGGUGCUUGAGAAGUGAUAUAGAUAUCAACUCUUGCUGAAUUCAAAAGUCUUGUCUUUGUAGUCUCCUUGUGGAAAUUGUUAUAAUGAUUUGAAGUGAGAUGUUUAUCUACUUCCGAGUGGUUUUCUUCUUGUUAAAAAAAAUCGAUUACUGAAUUAAUUGGUAUUCUUCGCAAAUAUAAGGUUCGGGUUUUUUUCGUGAUGGUA
This is a messenger RNA of Cornus florida, 813 nucleotides long. RefSeq names its product profilin-2. Gene Ontology annotation, cellular component: cell cortex. The transcript has 4 exons. The coding region runs from base 150 to 545 and encodes 131 amino acids. Lineage: Eukaryota; Viridiplantae; Streptophyta; Magnoliopsida; Cornales; Cornaceae. The record is from RefSeq and is a predicted model, not a curated record. Gene Ontology annotation, molecular function: actin monomer binding.